Messenger RNA from Pseudopipra pipra, 2276 nucleotides. It is a transcript of the gene NKX1-2, whose product is annotated as NK1 homeobox 2. Bases 41 to 1027 code for a protein of 328 amino acids. NCBI's taxonomy places the organism in Eukaryota, Metazoa, Chordata, Aves, Passeriformes, Pipridae. Gene Ontology annotation, biological process: cell differentiation; regulation of transcription by RNA polymerase II. Gene Ontology annotation, molecular function: DNA-binding transcription factor activity, RNA polymerase II-specific; RNA polymerase II cis-regulatory region sequence-specific DNA binding. The transcript has 2 exons. Gene Ontology annotation, cellular component: nucleus. The record is from RefSeq and is a predicted model, not a curated record.
AGCCAGCGCGGCGGGGAGGGGGCGCGGGGGCGGCGUGCCAAUGGCUGCGCUGCCCCCUCCUCUGCCCCCACCCCGCCGCCGGCCCCUCCGCCUCCCCGCCCGACCCUCCUCCCGCCGCUCACUCCGCGCCGCCAGCGCCGAGGCUGCGGCUCGGGAGCGGCCCCGCUCCGCGCCCGGCAGCGCUGGGAGCCAGCAGGUCUCCGGGAGGCGCGGAGGGUGGGGUGGGAUGCCGGAAUGCCCGGACCGCGGGGCCAAGGCGGCCCCCAUCCAUCAUAAAAUCUCCUUCUCCAUCUUAGACAUCCUGGAUCCCCAGAAAUUCAGCAGGAGACGCGAACCGGCCGCGGGGAGCUGGGGCAGCGCCCCCCGCUCGGGCGAGCGGGAGAAAAGUUUGGGAAGAGUUGAAGUAGGAAAGGACGCUGCUGCUCCCGGCAGCGGGAGGAAUAAACUAGAGGCACAUGAUCCGCACGGCCCGACGGAGAGCGGCGCCGAGGACGCGGGGCAGGACCGCGACGAGGAGGACCCGAGCGGGGACGGGACCGGGAGCGGGCCCUCUCCCGGGCCGGAGGAGCCGGGCUCGCCGCGGGGCGCCCGUCGGCGGCGGGCGGAGCCGGGCUGCGGGAAACCGCGGCGGGCGCGCACCGCCUUCACCUACGAGCAGCUGGUGGCCCUGGAGAACAAGUUCCGAGCCACGCGGUACCUGUCGGUCUGCGAGCGCCUCAGCCUGGCGCUGUCCCUCAGCCUCACCGAGACGCAGGUGAAGAUCUGGUUCCAGAACCGCCGCACCAAGUGGAAGAAGCAGCACCCGGGCGCCGACGGCGCGGCCCCCGCAGCAUCCCCCGCGGCGGCGGCGGGCGGCGGCAGCCCCAGCCCGCCGGGCCCCGCCGCUCUGCCCUUCCAGACUUUCCCUUCCUACGCCGCCGCCAACGUCCUGGUGCCGCCGGCCGCCCCCUUCCCGCUGGGAGCCGGGCCCUUCGCCCCUUUCCUCGGCCCCGCGUACCUCGGCCCCUUCUACGCCCCGCACCUCUGAGCGGAGCAGGGCGGGGGGCGGCGGGCCGCUCCCGAGCCCAGCCCCCGGGAGCCAGGAGCGCACCUCGGCCCUUCUGACCCAGCCGUCAUCGCUUCUGGUGAUAGCAUGGCGAUUGGAAGUGUAAGAAAGUUGAUUUUUUUUUUUUCUUAGGCGUCACGGCAGCAUGCUUAACUUUGACACAGAGAAAAAAAAACCCACGGUAACCACUGGAUUUUAUUAGCACGUUUGAGAUGUAAUUAUAGGUGUCGGAGAUGGGAAAAGCAACCCUCUUUACACAUGCCUGACACUAAUUCCCUCCAGAUUCUUCUCCAAGUUCAUUGUUAAAGCCGUUUGGCUUGCCAGCACAUGUCUCAACCCUCGAGGGCUCGGGAGCUGUGGCACUCGUUACCACUGCUGUGAUCCUGAUCCUGACGAUGGUGCACGUGGCCGUUUCAAAUCCCAGGGACGCUCAUCAGUGAAGAUGUUCCCAGGCUCUGAAUUUGCUCGUGGGACUUGUUUGCACCCUGUUUGACCCACGUUUUAUUACUGUUUCUGAAAACUGCAAGCCCCUACCUGGAGGAGAGUUUUUGUCUGAGAAGGGGUAGGAAACUGCAGCUCUGUGUCAUCAGGCAACAAGAAGAAAAUCUGCCUGGUCAGUGGGAAAGGAUUCAACUGCUGCUCAUGUCCACGGCCUCCCUGCCUUUGUUUGCAGUUCAUUCCCAGUGACUUCAAAGGUCUUGGAUGAGAAGUCUAAAGAUCAUUCUUUUUGCAGUGAACAGUUGUUCUUGUAAUAACACAGCAUUAGUGCCAAAUGAGGCAGAAAAGAAAACAUAAAUCUGAGAAAAUGAUUACAGUAUUCAUUUCUUUAAUGAGGGGGCAUUUGUGGUAGAAAGUAAGUAAAACGCAGAAUUUGCAGCAUGCCGAGACCUAUUUUCCAUAACAGAGAAACAUGUGCUUUUUCUGGUUUUGCUUUUUGGAGCACUUGUUAGAAGGAAAAUCAUAUUUCAUCUUCAUCUUUACAAGCACUGGAAUGAAAAGGAAUUUUAGCUGGGGGCUUAUCUGUCUCUGAAUGGACGGGAAGUAAUUGGUUUAAAAAAAUCUGUCUCAUGCAGUUUUACAAAUUAUUACAACAUGGUGUUCAAGACUGUAUCUUCUUGGUCUCUGAUGAUGCUUUAAAGUACACAUUGGCUCUCCAACCAAAAAACUUAGCUCAUAAAUCCUAUCUAGCUCUUCUUGUGUUGGUCUAAAUAAAAAGAGGGUUUUUUUUAAA